This is a messenger RNA of Hyaloperonospora brassicae, 552 nucleotides long. Lineage: Eukaryota; Oomycota; Peronosporomycetes; Peronosporales; Peronosporaceae. The record is from the annotation of a GenBank genome assembly.
AUGGUGUCGAUAAGGAACGCGACGGCAAAUGACCUGCUCGAGGUGCAGAACUCGAACCUCUGGUGCCUGCCCGAGAACUACCAGAUGAAGUACUACUACUACCACAUCAUGACGUGGCCCCAGCUGCUCUACGUCGCGGAGGCUCGCGGUGGCAAAAUCGUCGGCUACGUGCUGGCCAAAAUGGAGGAAGAAGCGUCGGUGCCCCACGGCCACAUCACGUCGCUGGCAGUGCUGCGUACACAUCGCAAGUGUGGACUCGCUACGAAGCUCAUGCAGGCAGCCCAACGAGCGAUGGUGGAGAGUUUCGGCGCCGAGUACGUGUCACUGCACGUGCGUGAGAGCAAUGUGGCUGCUAUCCACCUGUACCGCCGAACGCUGAAGUACCAGGUGUACGACAUUGAAAAGGCGUACUACGCGGAUGGCGAAGAUGCGUACGACAUGCGUCUGCCGUUCACCGAUAAGUGCAAUCAGGCAUUUUCUUCGCAGGUAAACCGUUUGAAAAAAGUGCUGGCGGAGAAAGAUGCCAAGGCCGCUGAGGAAACGGCAGCUUAG